UGCAAGAGCAGCUGUCAUUUCUCAGGUGCAGUCAUCCUUACACAGGGCAUACUGCCUCCUUCAAAAGCAAGUGCUGUCUCUGCUACCACAGGGGCUUUUUUGCAGUCUAACGGUGUGUCAGGGCUUUGGAGUUGGGUGUCAGACUGCAAAACGUCAUUCUGGCCAAGAGGAGCCAUUGCUGAAGUCAGAACAGUCAAAGGAGGUGGUGAAAGAGAGAGGGAGAGAGCCCCCCGCCAUGUCUGUCCAUAGCAAGAGACUGUCACUGAGCCGUAAGAGCAAAAGAAGAAAGUCUGCUGAGGAGCGGGCGCUGGAAAAUGUGUUGCAGCAGCUGGGCUUGGAGGCCCACCAGACAGAACCUUUAGGCCUGGCAUCCAUUUUGGAGAUCAGCACCUGGAAUCCUGGUGACUCACCACCCCAGGCCCCAGCUGACCUUCCCCGUGCAUUCCUUAGGCGAUUGUGGCUGCUAAGUCCAGAGACCCGCAGCCCGCUUUGUCAUGCCCUAACAGAUGCCCUAGGAGAUGCCAGUAAAGAGGACAGCCUUCCAGGCCUGGGGGAAGACUCUCAAUGCCCUGUCAACCCCCUGGACUUGGUGUCUGCUGUCUACAUGUCCUCUGACAGCCUCCUGCAUCAGGAGAUGGCUGUCCGGAUGGCACAGUGCCGGUUUGCGGUGCCGUUGGUGAUGCCCCCUAGUGGGCCUGAUGGGAAGGCUACCUUCCUACUGUGGCCCCUCCGGGCAGUGAUGAGGCAAUGGAGGCCCCACUCAGUGGCAGGAAUUGGUGGCUUACUUGAGGGAGAUAUGGCUAGCGCCCAGAUGCCUCUGUUGUCUUUUGUCAGACUGGGCCAUUGCAGUGUCUCUAAGUCUCGAGUGCUGAACCACGUCCUCAGUGGCUCUCAAGAGCCCGGUGACUACUUCCUACACCGGGGCAUGGAUGGAGGGCAACUGCCCCGUAGACUCUCAGACGGAUUAGUGGAGGUGAGCUGGUACUUGCCCUCAGGGAAUCACGACCUGGAUGUUUUCCCUGAAGCAGUGAUGGUAGCCAACCUCCGUGGGGAUGCCACCACCUCCCCCACCACCUUUGAGGCACAAGUGCAACUGCUAUGCCGUAACUCUUCUGCCCUUUUUGUGUUCUGUGGUGCUCUUGGGGAGAAAGAGCGCCACCUGCUGGCAUCCUGGAAGCACAGCACCAGCCGUAUCUUCCUCAUCAUGUGCUCAGAGAUUGAGGAGAAGGAGGAGGCAGAAAAGGAGAAAGGGGAAUCAAUGCACAAGCUGAACGAGGAGUUGAAGCUGCCAGAGGAAGCAAUGGUAUCCUGUAGCAGCCUCGGUGAUGAGGAGGAGUUGAUGAACAGGCUAAGAGAGGCAGUGAUCUGUCUGCUGCAGGACAGCCUUCGUUCAGUGUCUCUGGUGGCAGUGGCAGAAGAUGCCCACAAGCUCAACAUCACUGUGGACGAGGGAGAGACCUGCAGGAUGGCACUGACUCGGGUGGAAGAGGUUCUGAAAGGCAUUGAGGAGCAGGGAGUCAGCAAGUAUAAACAGGAGCAGCUGCCUCUCCAGGGCCAGCUGUGGAAAAGGCUCAUGCAUGUGGAGAAAGAGGAAUGCCAGCGAAAAGGAGCCAGUCUGGAGCAGCGAAAGCAGGAGCUGCAGAAAGAGAAGGAAAGCUUGUACCAGGAGCAAACAAAGUAUGAGAUGACUGCAGCUAUGAAAGACUUCAUUGGGGCCUUGUCUACCUCAAACAAGCUGGAAAGAGCCUUCUUCUUAGACUGGAUGAGAUUGAAGUUAAACACAAUGUCGGUGCAGAAACACACUCCCCCACAUCAACUCGUUACAGAGCAACGGGAGGCCACAGCAGAGGGACAAGACAGGCAAACUGGAGACCCUGACGAAAAGGUAGAGCUGGAUAAGCAAAAUCUGGACUUUGCCCUGGGGCUGGAGGAUUUCACCCGUGAGAUGGGGCUCAUCUUUGAGCUCUCACAGUUGAAUCCUGGCAAUGGCUCGAAGAGUGUUAUGCGCCUCCCAGCUCUGGCAGCCGAUCUGCUCCUAUACGGCCAACCUCUGGAGCUGCUGGAUGGUGGUGCCUCCACCAUGCCCCUCCAGUGGGUGGGCAGUGUGCUGUCCGAGGUAUACAGACGGUUGCCGCAUGACAACCAGGUGAGGGUGCUCACAGUUUUGGGCCUCCAGGCUGCAAGAAAUGCUGUGGUGCUCUCAGCCUUGCUUGGGGUGAGCUUCCAUAUUGGGAGCAGCCAACACACCAGGGGUGCUUUCAUGCUCCUGAUCAGGGUGCCGCAGAACCUGAGGAAGGAGUUAGGAUGUGACUUCUUGCUGCUCAUCAACACAGAGGGACUGCAGUGUAUGGACUUGGGGGAGUCGUUCGCUUGUGACAAUGAGCUGGCCACCAUUGUCACUGGGCUAAGCGAUAUAACUCUGGUCAACCUUCCAGCAGAGGGUGAGCCCGAGAUACACAGCACUCUAAGGAUGGUGGUGAAUGCCCUCCUGCACGUGAAAGAGAAGGGAAGGAUGCCUAUUUACAAGGUCAUGGCACAGGGUGACAAUGUGGACACUAAGUUCCUGGUUUUACAGCUGAGUCGUGUCAUUCAAAUCCUAACAGCAGGAGAGAAGAAGAUGACCACCUCCUGCCUGGAUGAUGUCCAGGAAUGCAAGGCUGAUGCCAACUACCAAUAUCUACUGGGACUCUGGCAAAAAAAUCAUCCAAUGGCGCCUGUUGCUCCUGGGUACAGCAAGGCAGUGCUGGGGCUGAAGCAGACUCUGCUAGCUACACUGCGGAAGUGUGCAACUAGUACCCCAUCAACAAGUCUCCCAGAGCUUAUGGAGCGCAUGAGCAGUAUGUGGGAGGCAGUGCAGUAUGAGAACUUCUCCUUUGGGUUAAGAGACGCAAAGGUAGCUGAAGCUUUCUGCAGCUUGUGUGUUGAGUUCUCCCACUGGGAAAGGACUUUCCGGGGGCAUAUGGAGUCUUGGGUGGAGGCAGCAGAGGAGCGCAUCUCUGCUUUUGAGGGGACGACUCCAGGAAAUGGUGGCAUCGACGGACCUCAGAGUUUAGAAGACCUGCUCAGAAGCUUGAAGGAAGAAGCAGAGGAGGAGGUGGCUUCUGAAGCUGACAAACUUCUUUCAAGCCUUGUGGAAUACUUCAAGAGAGAAGACAGCAAUCCAUCUUUAGUGCAAAACUUUAGAGCAAAUUUCAUCAACACUCUGGGUGCACUGAAGGACCAGGUGGCUCAUGAGGUGAAUGAGAAGAUAGAAACUACCACAGAGAGGCACGUUACUGCCACAAAGAUCAGAGACUUUCAGACUGUGCUAAAAGCAGCUCUGGAGGCCCAGAUGCAAUCAAUCCUGGAGCGCCAAAAGACUAACGAAGCAAUUCUUGAGGACAAGCAGCUAGAGGAAGACUUUGUUAAUGUUUGGAGUGAAACUGUAUCCAAGCUGGACCUCAAGCCUCUGGAGACUCAGGACAUAACCAGUAGGGUUAUCGAACAACUUAAGGAGAAUCUUGCUAACCGUGGCAUCAAAAAGCAUCUGGAUAAACUGGUGAAUGUCAUCAAUGGUGGAACCUCUACCUUUGCCGUUGACGAUGAGCACUUUGGCUUUCGAAGCAGGGUGAGGCACAAAUUUUCUGAGGAUAACACAACGCAUGCUCAGAGGAUAGCAGACAGGGCAAUUGAGGACUGCAAUAAGUAUGUCUUGCAGAAAAAGUGCCUCAAGACAGAUUACUCCGACAACUACACCAAAGAGUUGCUGGAAAGAGUGGAUGAGGGUCUGGCAGCAAAGCAGUUUGAGAUUAAAUCUAAAUUUGAGGUAGAACUGAAAGUGCACAUUUGUGCUGGUGCAGCCCACUCCUUCCAGGAAAUGCACGAGAGCUUCACUAGGGAGAGAGAUCUCCUUAGGCACCUUGAGGAGACGCGGGAACAGCACUUCUGGGAAUUCCUGUACCAGUUCCGUAAGAGUGAUCAGUGCCAAAAGGCAGCCAGGGUUUUCAUUGCUUUGUGCCUCAAACCAGCAGUGCUGGAUUACAUCCACCACCCCCUAGGGAGCCUGAUACUGGAGCAGAUGCUGAGUGGUGAGGCUGCACAGCAUUACCGCUCCCACCAAAGCUUCCAUUUCAAUCUCCUGAAGGAGCUGCUGCUGGAGGACAACUUCCAGGGCUUCUUGGACUACCUCCUGGGCUAUGACAGCUUCAUCAGGAGGAGGAUCCAGGACCACGUGGUGGCACACGUCUCCAAAACAGCCUUGCUGGAGGACUGGCGGCAGCAGAGUCUGGAGCAGAUUGCAGAGAAGAUGGAGGGGGCUGUGAGGAUGGCGGGGGACGGGUGGAGAGGGGAGCAGACAAACGCAAGCCUGCUGCUGGAGAAGGUGUGUGACGGCCUUGAGAGUGGUGCGGACUUGACUAUCAGCCGAGACACCUUGCGCGGACCCCUCUUCCAAAUCAUCACACCGAGACAUCACUUUGUGGAGUGCUUGCUGGAUUCGCUGGCCGAGAUGCACCAAUCUCUAAAAUUGGAGUUCUCCCAACACGGUAACACCACUCAGGCUAUCACUGACAUCCUUCAGGCCCUGCCCUUCAAGCCCCAGGAUGAGCUGUACCGCAAAGUUAAGGGGUGUGAGCAGCAGUGCCCUUUCUGUAAAGCCCCUUGCAACACAGGGGAAGGGGAGCACAUGGUGCAUCGCACCCUGCUGCACCGGCCCAAGGGUCUGGUCUCCUACACCUGCGCUGGUUCAUCCUCCCUGUCUCCCACCACCUGCCCCUCUGACAUAGCUGGGGAAAAUCUGUUUUUGAACCGAGACACAGAUGGGAAGUCCUUCCGCUACAAAGACUACCGCUCUGUGUACCCGGACUGGAGCAUCCCUCCAGAGGAACCUGGCAGCGAUGGAGCCGUUGCCUACUGGAGGCAUGUACUGGUGAGGUACAAUGAAAGGUUUGCACAGGAGUAUGGGCGUGAGCCAGCUCAGCUGCUGGAGGCCUGGAGGAACAUCACCCAGGAAGAGGCCAUUCAAAGCCUGAGAGAGGCCUUCCACAUGGAGGAACACUGACAUUGUGGAAAAACUGCCCUCCCCAAAUGCAUUGUCAACAUGCCCACUUCCUGAGGACAGCCGAAACACACAAAAUUCAAGCUGAGCUUAUAAUAUGAUGCACUGCUUAGUAUGAUUGGAAUGAAAAGGAACACA
This is a messenger RNA of Megalops cyprinoides (Indo-Pacific tarpon), 5173 nucleotides long. RefSeq names its product up-regulator of cell proliferation (gene gvin1l2). The record is from RefSeq and is a predicted model, not a curated record. Gene Ontology annotation, molecular function: GTP binding. The coding region runs from base 236 to 5038 and encodes 1600 amino acids. The transcript is spliced from 3 exons. Lineage: Eukaryota; Metazoa; Chordata; Actinopteri; Elopiformes; Megalopidae.